AUUUGACGACCUCUCGAGUCUAGCACCACAGCAGCGAAACUGCAAUACACCAUAACAUCUCGAUUAACGAUCGUGCGUUGAGGCGCGAAUCGUUCCUGGCGCAUUGCAGACGCGUAAUAAUCCAGCAAUAACACACCCGCACGACAAUGCUAUCUCUGCCUGGCCUCAACUUGGCCGCGCCGCCUACCGAGGCUCUCAGCGCACCUACCACGUCUGUCACCCGGGAACAAGAUCUACCUGCCAACACCGAGUACCGCUUCGAGGUUGGCUUUUCACGCACGCUGACCGUUCGUCUGCGAUCAGGGACCGCUGAAUAUUUCGGCACUGAGCUUGCCCCUUCCACCACAUACAGCUUCCAGGGCACCAAGGGCGCAAUAUACACAUGGCAUGGCUGCAAGCUUGAGCUGGGCGGUGAAGUCGAGUCGGACUAUGUCGCAGAAGAGACGCCUAUGAUAAGCCAUGCAAACCUUCACUUUGCGCUUGAGAUGCUGCGCGACAAGAGCGUGGCAAGUAAUAGCGUCGACAUGGGCCCGAGGGUCUUGGUCGUGGGUGCAGGGAAUGCUGGUAAGACCGCUCUCGUCAAGACGCUCGCUUCAUACGCGGUCAAGAGCGGCCGCCAACCCAUGGUCAUCAACCUCGAUCCUAGGCAAGGUUUGUUGAGCGUACCCGGCUCCUUCUCAGCUGCAGCUUUCUCUUCCAUCGUGGAUAUAGAAGAAGGUUGGGGAAGCAGUCCAAUCUCUGGGCCCAGCCCUAUCCCCGUGAAGAUGCCGCUGGUGUACCACUAUGGGCUGAACGACGCUGAGGAGGGGAAGCUGUUCAAGCCGCUAGUCACGCGCAUGGCGCUUGCUGUCAUGAGCAGGUUAGAGGAGGACAAUGCGAGCAAGCAGGCAGGCUUCAUUAUCGAUAGCUCGGGCACCAUCAGCGCGGGCAAGGCUGGGGUGUACGAGAACAUAGACCAUAUUGUUUCCGAGUUUUCUGUCAACAUCCUCAUCACAAUCGGCUCCGAACGCCUAUACUCCGACCUCUCCCGCAAAUUCUCCGCCCGCUCCUCCGACGAGCCUAUCAGCGUAAUCCGCAUCGACAAAUCCGGCGGCUGCGUCGACCGCAGCCCCGAAUACAUGAAAGCACUGCGCCACGCUCAGAUCCGAGAGUACUUCUUCGGCCACGGCGAAGACGCGCUGGCGCCCAGCAGCAUGACCGCCGACUACGCCGACCUCAACAUCUUCCGCAUCAUCGAAAACGACUCGUCAUCCUUCCACGCCGGCGACGCUUCAGACACACCUUACUCGCCCACCGCGAGCCGCGAGCUCUACUCGCGCGUCACUCCGUCGGCGGCGCUGACGAACAAGCUGCUCGCCAUCACGACGGCGAAUCCAAAUGAUCGUCACGAGGUUAUCAGGGACAGUAGUGUGCGUGGGUAUGUGUAUGUGGCGGAUGUGGACGAGGCGAAGAGGAAGGUAAGGCUGCUGAGUCCGCAGCCGGGGCAUUUGCCGGGGAGUGCGAUGGUAUUGGGGAGCUGGCCGGAGGAUGUGGCAGGGUUGGUUAGUUAGGUGGGGGGAGACAGUGAAGAGUCAAGUGGAGCAGAUAGGAUGGGGGGAGUGGAGAGUUGAAGACAUUAUAAGGUGUUUCAAUUGGAAAGUUGGUAUAAUCGUACUGCUCAUCUUUGUGAG
Molecule: messenger RNA, 1670 nt
Organism: Boeremia exigua
Lineage: Eukaryota; Fungi; Ascomycota; Dothideomycetes; Pleosporales; Didymellaceae
Product: Pre-mRNA cleavage complex II protein Clp1-domain-containing protein
Exons: 3
Coding region: 147-1550 (467 amino acids)
Biological process (GO): tRNA splicing, via endonucleolytic cleavage and ligation
Cellular component (GO): nucleus; mRNA cleavage factor complex
Molecular function (GO): polynucleotide 5'-hydroxyl-kinase activity
Source: RefSeq, a predicted model, not a curated record